AUGGAGGAUAUUGGGCUGUUUAAGCAAGCAUGGCAGUGGCUGCAAAUGCAGAAGCACACUUGCUCGCGGGUCAGAACUGCAGCAGGGUGUGUGAGAGAGAGGGCUGGUGUCCUUAUAGACCGACAUUGGCCGACGGUGUGUGGCGGGUUUGCCAGAUUUGGGAAGUUGAUAACUUUCUUGUUGAUAUAUUGGAAAGAAUGCUUUGUCAAGGGCUUCCUAUCGGUUCUGCAACUGGACUCGGCAGCUCUGCUUCUUAUUAUGUGGAGUUGCUUUCUUAGUCUCACAUCAAUAUCAUGCUUGAUUUACGUACUGGUUGGCAUGGGAGCUGCAGGAGUUGCUGUUCAAUACUUGGGUUAUACCCCUGGGCUUUUUAUCGUAGGACUAGUUGCUAUAUUAACUCUAUGGAUGUAUGCUAACUUUUGGAUAACAGGAACCUUGUUUAUAGUUGGAGGUUAUUUGUUUUCACUCAAUCAUGCUAGGUUGGUGGUUCUAAUGGCGGCUAUAUAUGCUAUCUAUAUGGUCCAAGUUCGAGUGGGGUGGCAUGGUGUUUUUCUGUCAGUACACCUCACAUUUUUCUCAAAUGACAUGUUGAAUCUGUUACUGCAAUGUUGUGAUAAUAUCAGUGAGUCUGUCCCUGUGGAGGAGCAGAAAGAUCCCGAAACAGUUCAAGAGGAUGGGUUCUCUCCAGAUUGUGACUUCUCCAUGCCAACUGAUGCAUCUGAAAAGGUGCAUUCAUGUAAAUCUUCCAGUAAGCCAGCUGGUGUUUCUUCAGUUGUUAGUAACCAACCAGAAUCUUCUACUAGAAAGGUAGUUAGAGAAGACACGAGUUCAGUUGAUGAGAUGAGGAGGAUCUUAACAAGUAUUGAUCAUUAUGAAGCUCUUGGGUUUCCUCGUCACAAGCGGAUUGAUGCGGCAAUUUUGAAAAAGGAGUACCGGAAGAAGGCCAUGCUUGUGCAUCCUGACAAAAAUAUGGGGAGCCCGUUAGCAAGUGAAUCCUUUAAGAAACUUCAGUGUGCCUAUGAGGUUCUUUCUGACGGCACCAAGAAGCGGGAUUAUGAUGAGCAAUUGCGGAAGGACGAGCUCAGGACUAGAAGUGUGUGUCAGAAGUCCUAUAGUACCUCAACACAGGAUUCUCCCGACUAUUUUUCCGAGGAAUCAAGGCACAUCCAGUGUACAAAGUGUGGUAAUUCCCAUAUAUGGGUGUGUACGAAUAGGAGCAAGGCCAAGGCAAGAUGGUGCCAGGAUUGUUGCCAAUACCAUCAAGCCAAAGAUGGUGAUGGAUGGGUUGAAUACAAGGGCUCAUUGGGGUUUGACACGUCUGUAAAGGUGGAAAUCCCCCGUGCUUUUGUAUGUGCUGAAAGCAAAAUAUUUGACGUCUCUGAGUGGGCUAUCUGCCAGGGAAUGGCGUGCAGACCCAACACUCACAGGCCAAGUUUCCAUGUGAAUAUGGUUGGUCUGGAGAAAACACAGCGGUCGAGUACAGGACGAUACCCAUGGGAUUUAGAUGCCGAGAUGAUGGACGAAGAUGAAGAAGAGUUUGAGCUGUGGCUACAACAGGCUCUGGCUUCUGGGGUGUUCUGCGAGACUUCUAAACGCAGGACAAGCUGGAGCCCUUUCAAGCUGAAUCCAAAGAAAGGGAAGAAACAGGGGCGGAGAACAUCAACUUAA
Messenger RNA from Linum trigynum, 1668 nucleotides. The record is from the annotation of a GenBank genome assembly. Lineage: Eukaryota; Viridiplantae; Streptophyta; Magnoliopsida; Malpighiales; Linaceae.